CCCCCGACGCCUCCCCGACGGAUGCAGAGCAGAGCCGGCGUUCGGCCGCGAGAGCAGACUCUGUCUCCGAGGACGUCCUCCUCCUCUUCCUCGUCGCCAUGACCAGCCACGAGCAGCCCCGCCCGCACCCGGCCUGGCUGCCGGGAAAGAGCCCACAGUUCGUCGCGACGAUAGUCGUGAACCUGAUCGCCUUCUCGUUCGGCUGCGCGUGCGGCUGGCCGUCCGUGGCGGGGCCGCGGCUCAGCGCGCUGGGCUGCUCCGAGGAGGCCCUGUCCUGGGUGGCGGCCGUGGUGUGGCCCGCCGGGCUGGUGGGCGCCGCGCUCUUCGGCCCGCUCACGGAGCGCCUCGGCCGUCGGCUGUCGGCGCUGCUCGUCGCCGUGCCGCUCGCGGCCGGCUGGCUCAUCCUGCUGCUGCCGCAGCUCUGGCGCGACAUGGACGCCGCCGUCGCCGUGGAAGCGGAGGACGCCGUCAACGCGACAUCGGCGGAGCCCGUCAUGCUCGAGGACGGCGGCGUCGACAACAUCCUGAUGUCGGUGCUGGCCGGGCGGGCGAUCCUGGGCGUGGGCAUGGGCGGCGUGCUCAUCGUGUGCCCCAUGUACGUCGGCGAGGUGGUCGAGGACGCGCUGCGCGGCCAGCUCGGCUCGUACAUGCCGCUCUUCAUCAACGCUGGCAUCCUGUACGUGUACGCGCUGGGCGCGCAGGUGGGCUGGAGCGCGCUGGCGCUGCUGUGCGCCGCCUUCCCCGUCGCGUUCCUCGCGCUCUUCUUCUGCAUGCCGGAGACCCCCAUGUACAUGCUGAGCCGGGGUGACGAGCGCGGCGCCAUGGACUCGUUCAUGUGGCUGCGCGACCCGCGGCGCGGGGACGUCGACGGCGAGCUCAGCACGCUCAAGGCGUCCGUCAAGCGCAGCGACGCGGACGGCGGCGGCGGCCACGGCACCGUCAACGCGCGCGACCUGGUGGCGACGCGCGGCUCGCGGCACGCCCUCGUCAUCGUCCUGGGCCUUCUCGCGCUGCAGCAGUUCUCCGGCAUCACGGCCAUCCUCAACUACGCCAACAGCAUCUUCGACAUGGCGGGCAGCACGCUGCGGCCCGACGUGGCCUCCGUGGUGGUGGCGGCCGUGCAGCUGCUGGGCUCGGUGGCGGCUUGCGGGCUGGCCGACAGCCUGGGCCGCCUGCCGCUGCUGUUCGCGUCGUACGGCAGCAUGGCAGCUGCGCUGGGGCUGCUGGGCGCCUGCUUCCGCUGGCCGGGCCUGAUGCCCGGCUGGGUGCCCGUCGUCUGCCUCUCCUUCUACAUCCUGAUGUACGCCGUGGGCAGCGGGCCCGCGCCCUUCCUGCUGCUCGUCGAGGUGUUCCCCGCGCACCUACGCGCCCUGGCCUCGCAGGCGGGGCUCGGCGCCCUGUUCACGCUCGCCUUCCUGGUGGCCAAGUUCUUCUCCACGCUGUCCAACGCCCUGGGCGCGGCGGGCUGCUUCUGGCUCUUCGCCGGCUGCUGCACGGCGGGCGUCGUCUUCAUCCGCCUCACCAUCCCCGAGACCAAGGGCAGGGCCGUGGACGACAUCGUCGCGCAGCUCGAGGGCGGCGCCCCGCCCGCGCCCAGGAAGGUCAGCAAGGCCGACAGCAUAGUCUGAGAAUGUGUCUCAGACGCCCAUUUCAAGAGAGCGUAAACCAAAAUGACAAUAAUGCAUGUUUACAUUUUCCGUGUGUUUGUUUAAAUGUAUAUCUUUUUGUGUCUUUGUGUGGUUGUGGACCGUAUUGUUUAUUUUAUCGUCUCCUUUUCUGAUAUUAAUAUUGUAUUUAACCUUUGUUUUAAAAUGUA
Molecule: messenger RNA, 1816 nt
Organism: Frankliniella occidentalis (western flower thrips)
Lineage: Eukaryota; Metazoa; Arthropoda; Insecta; Thysanoptera; Thripidae
Product: facilitated trehalose transporter Tret1
Exons: 2
Coding region: 99-1628 (509 amino acids)
Biological process (GO): transmembrane transport
Cellular component (GO): membrane
Molecular function (GO): transmembrane transporter activity
Source: RefSeq, a predicted model, not a curated record